Messenger RNA from Ambispora gerdemannii, 2769 nucleotides. NCBI's taxonomy places the organism in Eukaryota, Fungi, Glomeromycota, Glomeromycetes, Archaeosporales, Ambisporaceae. The record is from the annotation of a GenBank genome assembly.
AUGGGAGCGACUGAUAGCAAACUUGCUUUUCGAAAAGGAGUUUUUAAAUUAUUCGAGGAGCGUAAUAUUCCUGCCUCCGAUGAAUACUGGUCUCAGUUUUGGCUUCUUCCCGAGUCUGCUGACGACGUUUUCUCUCUCGUGGGGGCUUCUGACAUUAGGCGCGUAAGAGACCAUGCUAGAGAGAAUUUGGAAACGCUUAUAAAUAAGGUUAUUGAACGCCUUUUUCGUAUCGUAAAAGCACCCGAUUUUCCAUCACCACAAAACUCGACAUUUCAACUUCUUAACUAUCAAGGUGAAAAUGUAACUGUUAGAAAUAUUACUGGAGAUAAUGAUAAUAGUAACGAUUCUGGAAAUGUGAAUGUGAAUAGAAAGAAAACACAGGAGACAGGAACAGAAGUCAAAGAAACUGAACCUCAAUUGCAGUCACCUCUCGGAGAACGAUUAUUAUCAAUGAUAAUCGAUCUCUUAUUUUUAUCCGGUUUUACGAUACCGACAAACAUCGCCACGGAAACACGAGUAAAUUACGUGAUUUGGGAAACCGGAGUAGGCUCUACAAUACCCAUCGGCUCAACAAAAGAAUACGAUUUGAAUAAAACUGAAACUCUGCGACUUUUGCUGGUUCUUGUUUCUAAAUCGAUGUAUUUGUCAGGAGGUAAAUUUAUGGCCAAAGAAAGCAAGUGUCUAAAAUUUUUAGUUCUUAAGACGGAGCGUAAAGUUGUUUUGGCGUUGCUAUGCAGUUUAUUAAACACUGCGGUAAAGUACAAUCCUGCAGGAUGGGGAGUUCCAUACAACUACAUGGUAUUUGCUGAUGCCCGCGAAGUGCUUGUCACUUUGUGCUUGCAAGUGCUGUUGGUUCUAUUAGAUUACAGAGCACCAGCAAACCGUGUCAACACGGAUUCUGCUAUUACCGCUUCAUCGGAACCAGCUUCUAGAAGAGGUUCUUCGAUAGACGCUACUAUCAAUAGUAAUGAAACACUAUCAGUAAAUUAUCAUCCUUCGAGUCCUUCCUCUUCUAGUCCUUUGGCGACACCGACAUUCCCGACUUCUCGAACAACAAGGAAUUCUCAUUCGCAAGAUGAAGUCGCGAGCGUGGCAAAUGGUAAUUCUAACGUCCCAAAAGGACAUUUACCUGCCACUUCAGAUAAUGCCUUUAGAUAUUAUACCUCGAAAUUACAUAGAACGCAGGAUUUUCAGUUCCUAAUGGACGGUAUUUAUCGUAUUUUGAGCAAUCCUAUGCAAGCAAACAAUACGUAUUUGCCUGGUUCUUCGAAACCAAUUCGGUGUCAUCCGGAGACGUUGAUGCUUUGUUGGAAAUUAUUAGAAAUUAAUAAAAGAUUUCGGGCAUAUUUAUUGGAAACGGAUAGAGUUUUGGAUGUAUUGAUUGUGAUAUUAUAUUAUGCUUUAGAAAAUAAACAAGAUCCAGCCCAAAAUGGCUUAGUGCGUAUGUGCGCUUUCAUACUACAAACUAUAUCUGCUGAUCGUAAUUUUGGUGUCAAAUUAAACAAAGUCUUUGAGGGCCACAGCUCGUUACCCAGCAAUGUUCGCAUUCCUGCAUUUCAUGGAACAUAUGCCGAUUUUAUGAUUAUUUCAAUCUACGCGUUAAUCUCUACUACGCGCGGCGCUUUGCAUUCUCUUUAUCCAGCAUUAGUUCUAACCAUCACAAACGUAUCACCUUAUUUGAAAAAUUUGUCAGUGGUCACCUCCACCAAGUUAGUGCAAUUGUUUGUAUCAUUUUCCACUCCGGGAUUCUUGUUGUCUGAAGAAGGAAAUCACUUCUUGACUGGAUACAUGUUAGAAGCAUUCAAUAAUAUUAUCCAGUAUCAAUUUUCCGAUAAUCCGCAUGUGAUAUACGCCAUCGUAAGAACCCAUAAAAAAUUUGAAGAUCUUUCGGAAUUCACAUUAGCAAAAGGUUUACUAGAAAUAAGAAGGAUUCAAGCAGCCAAAGAAGAACGAAGAAAACAAGCACGUGGUUCAACAAAAUCGGCAGUAGAACCGGACCUUAAAACUCCACCAUCCUCAACGCCGUCACCUACCUCCCAAGACGCGGGAACCAUAAAACCUUCUUCAAGAUCUGACAACACUAAUAUUCGUCAUCAUGGUAGUAACACGACACAUCAUGACGAUGAGCAUGAUGAAUUUAAUGAGAAGGCAGAAUUAUUGCAUUCCUCUAUUCAUUCUGAUGAUAGUCAUAGUGAGAAAGCACGUGGAAAGCUGCCAGAAGGUGUGAGUCCUGCUGAGCGUAGGCAAAGCGGUGACAGUUCACGUAGCCACAAUAUAAUUGUUGCACCAUUUGCAGUUGGAAAAUCCGGAUUCGUACCAACAGAAGAUUGGGUAUCCUUGUGGCAUUCUAAUCUGCCACUAAACACAAUGCUAAUCCUUCUAUCAGAACUGGUGCCACAAGUUCAAUCACUAUGCGGCGCGCAAUCACAUUCCUCCGAACAAGAAGUACUCGAAUUCCUCAGAUCAGUGACACUUGUUGGAAUCUUACCACAGCCUCAGCCGGUGUCUCCGCAUCAUUUCCUAUGGUCGGAAGCGAGUGUCGUGUGGUUUUCGAGUCUAUUGUGGGGUCAAAUAUAUCUCGCCGGAUCGAAUUUGGGUGUGUUUAAUGGAACACAAGUGAAACUUUUCUUGAUAAAAACCACGAUUAAAGAGGAUAGGAUUAAGAAUGCGUUAGGGACUGCAGUUGGUGGAGUUCAGGGUGUAAUCGAUCGAUUUACUACUGCAACGACGACGACUACUACUGCAUCAGCAGCGACGGAUUCCGCAUGA